AUGGGGGACUCUUCCGCUGACACUUUGGAUGCAAACACAUGCAAAGACCCACAGACCGACCUGGCAGAGCGGGUGGCAGCCAUAGAAGUGGCUGCUGGCUCAGACAGAGGUGACCCCAAUGGUGAAGACACCACUGAGGAAAACGAUACCGUUUUUUCUGAUAACCUAAAAGACAUCCAAAGAAAUGGAGUCAACAGUGACUCGGGAAUGAAUGAAUGCCUCCCUUCCCAAGGGCCUGAAGAUGCUCACUGGCGGCACGUUCCCAAGAGACCUCCUAAUAGACCUGUCCUAUCAAGUAGGAAGCUGUCUCUCCAGGAAAGACCAACAGGAAGCUAUUUGGCUUCUAGCAACACUUCAAGUUAUGGCCCGUAUGCCACUGGGCCGUCGCCACGUAUAAUGAGACGACCAACAAUAGAGUCGAAUCGGGUCUCCAUCUCAGAUGCAGAGGACUGUGUGCAGCUGAACCAGUACAAGCUGCAGAGCGAGAUAGGCAAGGGCUCCUACGGCGUCGUGAAGCUGGCCUACAACGAGGACGACGACAAGCACUAUGCUAUGAAAGUCCUCUCCAAAAAGAAGCUCUUGAAACAGUAUGGAUUUCCACGUCGACCUCCUCCUAGAGGGUCAAAAUCAGCCUCCGGAGAGCAGCCAAAGCCGAUGGCACCAUUAGACAGAGUCUAUCAGGAAAUAGCCAUCUUAAAGAAGCUGGACCAUGUCAACAUUGUUAAACUGAUUGAGGUCCUUGAUGAUCCUGCAGAGGACAACUUGUACAUGGGGCGCUCGCUGACGCUGCCCCUCGUCCCUCGCAGGCCCGUCAUGGAGGUGCCCUGCGAGCAGCCCUUCGGCGAGGAGCAGGCCCGCCUGUACUUCCGAGACAUCGUCUUGGGCAUCGAGUACUUGCACUACCAGAAGAUCAUCCAUCGGGACAUCAAGCCUUCCAACCUGCUCUUGGGAGAUGACGGCCACGUCAAGAUAGCUGAUUUUGGAGUCAGCAAUCAGUUUGAAGGCAACGAUGCACAGCUCUCCAGCACGGCGGGGACACCAGCCUUCAUGGCACCGGAGGCCAUUUCGGACACCGGCAAAAGCUUCAGUGGAAAGGCGCUCGAUGUGUGGGCCAUGGGGAUCACCCUGUACUGCUUUGUUUAUGGGAAGUGCCCUUUUAUAGAUGAAUACAUUCUGGGGCUUCAUAACAGGAUCAAGAACAAGCCAGUGGAGUUCCCAGAAGAACCCCAGAGAAGUGAAGAGCUCAAGGAACUGAUCCUACGCAUGCUUGAUAAAAAUCCAGAAACAAGGAUAACGGUCCCUGAAAUUAAGCUGCAUCCAUGGCUAACCAGGAACGGCGAGGAGCCCCUGCCCCUGGAGGACGAGCACUGCACUGUGGUGGAGGUGACGGAGGAGGAGGUGAAGAACUCGGUUAAGACGAUCCCAAGUUUGCCAGCUGUGAUCCUAGUGAAGGCCAUGCUAAGAAAGCGCUCCUUUGGAAAUCCAUUUGAGGUUCAGACCAGACGGGAGGAGAGGUCCAUGUCUGCUCCAGGAAACUUGCUCAUAAAGCAAGGGAGCAGAGACGGCGCCAGGGACACGGAGCUGCCGGACGUGGGCGAGGAUGAAGCUGCUCCCUGAGCUCGUGGGGCCGCCCCGG
Molecule: messenger RNA, 1636 nt
Organism: Tinamus guttatus (white-throated tinamou)
Lineage: Eukaryota; Metazoa; Chordata; Aves; Tinamiformes; Tinamidae
Source: RefSeq, a predicted model, not a curated record